AUGCCUCAAAACGAAUAUAUUGAACAACAUAUCAAGAAACAUGGAAGAAGAUUAGAUUAUGAAGAAAGAAAGAGAAAGAAGGAAGCAAGAGAAGGUCAUAGAAUCGCUAAAGAAGCCCAAACCUUGAAGGGUUGGAAAGCUAAACAAUUCGCUAAGAAACGUUAUAGUGAAAAGGUUGCCAUGAAGAAGAAGAUCAAAGCUCAUCAAGAAUCUAAAGUUAAAGGUCCUUCCACUCCUGCUGAAGAAUCUGGUGAAGCUUUACCAACUUAUUUAUUGGAUAGACAAAAUGAUAAUGUUGCCAAAGCUAUUAGUUCUUCAAUUAAACAAAAGAGAUUAGAAAAAGCUGAUAAAUUCUCCGUUCCUUUACCUAAAGUUAAAGGUAUUUCAGAAGAAGAAAUGUUCAAGGUUAUCAAGACUGGUAAAAAGAAUAAUAAAGCAUGGAAGAGAAUGAUCACUAAACAUACUUUUGUCGGUGAAGGAUUCACUAGAAGACCAGUUAAAAUGGAAAGAAUUAUCAGACCUUCAGCUUUAAGACAAAAGAAAGCUAAUGUUACUCAUCCUGAAUUAAAAGUCACUGUGUUCUUACCAAUUUUAGGGGUUAAAAAGAAUCCUCAAUCUCCUAUGUAUACUCAAUUAGGUGUUUUAACCAAAGGUACCAUCAUUGAAGUCAAUGUUAGUGAAUUAGGUUUAGUUACCGCAGGUGGUAAAGUUGUCUGGGGUAAAUAUGCUCAAAUCACUAAUGAACCUGAUAGAGAUGGUUGUGUUAAUGCAGUUUUAUUAGUUUAA
Messenger RNA from Yamadazyma jaroonii, 786 nucleotides. NCBI's taxonomy places the organism in Eukaryota, Fungi, Ascomycota, Pichiomycetes, Serinales, Debaryomycetaceae. The record is from the annotation of a GenBank genome assembly.